GGAGUCCCGCGGGGCGGUAUAUUCGAAAAGCUCAAAACUUUUUGUGUGUAUUUUCACUCUUCUUCUGGGUUCCCCCCAUCUUCUUCCCAGUGCUCGGACGUCUAAUCCAUGGAAAGAAUGGCUGAUUCCGAGGUUUCCCACUCUUCGGAUUCGUUCUCGCUUCCUUCAGAGCCUCCUGAUUUAAGGAACUGGUUUUCUAGCUACCAAUAUGACUCUUUCGUUCUGGAUACUUGCGACGACGCAUUCAAAAGCCGAGGUCAGAAAGAUCCCUCUAUUGUUGAUGUUGCAGACAAAAUCAGGGCAAAUGAAGAUGAGAAUUUGAGUGAACGCCUGGAAACUGGUGAAUGCGGCGAAGGGAGUGAGGCUCCGGAAUCUACAUACUCGCCAGCUUUCCUUAAUGAACUUAACCACCCAGAAAACUGGCUUUCUAGCUAUGUAUCUGACUCUGGUGGGCUGGAUCAUGAUGGAGAACUUGAGACGCCUGCUAUUUGGGAAAGUCAAGGCAACGAAGGUGCCUUUAUCGAGGAAGGCAUCAACAGAGAACCACAUUUUGAGAAUUCGAAGGAGAAAAGCGAGGUGGCGCUUGAAAAGCCACCUUCCUCAGAUGAGGUAAUCGCAAAUGAGUUCCAAUAUAGAGAAGGAAAUGAAGACAGCCCUUUGGGGCCAGAACCUUCAUGCUCGCCACCAUUCCUUAAUGAACCUGAACACCCUGAAAACUGGAUUUCGAGCUAUGUAUCAGACUCUGGUGGGUUGGAUCCUGAUGAUGAACUUGAGAGUGCUGCUGUUUGGGAAACUCAAGGAAGUGAAGAUGGCUUUAUCAAGGAACACAGUGAGACUCUUGUAAAGCUGCCUCUGUCAGAUGAGUACUUCGUAAAUGAUUGCAAGUUGGGCGAAGCAAAUGUAGACAGCCCUUUGACAAUGGUCAGUCCUUUGUUUCCCUCCAUCUUGAACCACAUGCAAGUAUGCAACACUACACAGAAUGGUCAUUCUUUUGCCUUUGAAGUAUGCUGCUUGUGGCUUAUGUUGUGUUGUUCUUGAAGUUGUUAAUGAGCUUUAACAAAACGUAAGGUGGUGAUUGGACCAACUCUUGACCAAUGUUCAUUGUUUCAGGAUCCUCUUUCCCAGUCACCAUCAGCACUCCUAUCUGAGCCACCUGACAUUAGGAACUGGUUCUCCAGUUAUGCAUACGAAUCUCCUGCGCCGGUAGAAGAAUGCAGUCCAUGCGCCAAAUCUGAGUUGCAACAUACAGACGACCUUAUCAUUAACGGAGAAGGAAAUGAAGUUGGAGAACUGAAAUCUCAAUGCAUAGACAUGGAUCAAGGGAACAUUGAUAGGGAAUUCAAACUCGAUGCCCGUUUGCAUUGUAACAGCUCCUCAAGAAAUAAUAACCACAGCCACCUCCUGCAUUCAGAUAUGAGCAUCCCCAAGGCCAUGAAGAGCCUGGAAUCCUACAAGAUUCAUAACAGUAACAAGAAAUCUCCAACUAAGUUGACUCCUGGUGUAGAUGCACAUUCAUUUGAGGAGUCAAAAGCAGCAGAAUCAGAUGAAAGCAAUGCCAAGUUGAUUGCAGAAUCAAACAAUGGAAGCAACAUUACCGAUCAUGAAGCAAAAAAUGCAGCUUCUUCUGCAAGUGGGUUUGUGGCAACAAGGAAGAAGAACAGGAUCACAGGACUGAACUACGACGAGAACUCCUGUCCAGGAUCGAGGAUUGUUGCACCGAAAGGCUUCAAGAGUGAGAGGAGGAAGAAUUUUUCAUCAUCAUAUGACAAUGCAGCGAAGGAUGAUUCAUCGGGAAACAGAAAGGCGCUAUCUGAAAGAAGUCCAAAUGUUGUGCAGCACAGUGAGAUCACCGGGAAGUGGAAAUGCCCUCAGAGGAGCAAGCCUGUCAUGGGACCUCCAUUGAAGCAACUUCGACUGGAAAAAUGGGUGACUAGGCAGCUGUAGACCUUUUUGAUUGCUCUUCUCAUAAUUGAUAUUUGGUUCCAUAUUUGUGGGUGAAAAAGAAAAAAUUUUAAAAACAUUGGGACACGGGGAUUGAACCCGACGUGAAUCGAACACGCAACCUUCUGAUCUGGAGUCAGACGCGCUACCAUUGCGCCACGGAUCCCUUUGAUGCCUUAGUUGCCCUCAGCAACAUAAACUAAUUCUAACUAUUCAACGAAUAGAGUGGACAGAUUUUGUGAAAUUGUCAAUUGACGAAUUGCAAGAAUGUCAAGGCGCUGCUAGCU
Molecule: messenger RNA, 2228 nt
Organism: Linum tenue
Lineage: Eukaryota; Viridiplantae; Streptophyta; Magnoliopsida; Malpighiales; Linaceae
Source: the annotation of a GenBank genome assembly